Molecule: messenger RNA, 1435 nt
Organism: Centropristis striata (black sea bass)
Lineage: Eukaryota; Metazoa; Chordata; Actinopteri; Perciformes; Serranidae
Gene: tbxta
Product: T-box transcription factor Ta
Exons: 8
Coding region: 47-1435 (462 amino acids)
Biological process (GO): heart morphogenesis; cell fate specification; somitogenesis
Cellular component (GO): nucleus
Molecular function (GO): RNA polymerase II cis-regulatory region sequence-specific DNA binding; DNA-binding transcription factor activity, RNA polymerase II-specific
Source: RefSeq, a predicted model, not a curated record
AUUAGACCACGCCCCCGCAUCCCCAUGAGGUCCCUGGGGGCCUUAAAUGAUGAGGCCUCAGGAUUUGGAAAGCAGUUAUCACUCGGGCCUUCUCUCUGUCUGUGGUCUAUCUCAGAGUCACUCAACUAAACGUCUUGGAUUUAGGUCUACCUCUACACUGCUUGGAAAUAUGACUUCUUCCAACACCGACCAGCGCCUGGAGCAUCUCCUCAGCGCCGUGGAGAGCGAGUUCCAGAAGGGCAGCGAGAAGGGAGACGCGUCCGAGCGGGAUAUUAAACUGACUCUGGAUGAUGCAGAUUUAUGGAACAAGUUUAAAGAGUUAACCAACGAGAUGAUUGUCACCAAAACUGGAAGGAGGAUGUUCCCGGUGCUGAGGGCCAGCGUCAGCGGCCUGGACCCCAACGCCAUGUACUCAGUGCUGCUGGAUUUCGUGGCCGCGGACAACAACAGGUGGAAAUACGUGAACGGGGAGUGGGUCCCCGGCGGCAAACCGGAGCCCCAGAGCCCCAGCUGCGUCUACAUCCACCCGGACUCCCCAAACUUCGGAGCGCACUGGAUGAAAGCGCCCGUCUCCUUCAGCAAAGUCAAACUGUCCAAUAAACUCAACGGAGGCGGACAGAUAAUGCUGAAUUCUCUGCACAAAUACGAGCCGAGGAUACACAUCGUGAAGGUUGGAGGAAUCCAGAAGAUGAUCAGCAGCCAGUCUUUCCCAGAGACACAGUUCAUCGCAGUCACUGCUUACCAGAAUGAAGAGAUUACUGCUCUGAAAAUAAAGCACAAUCCCUUUGCUAAAGCCUUCUUGGAUGCCAAAGAGAGGAGCGACCAUAAAGACGUGCCAGAUCACAGUGCAGACAGCCAACAGUCUGGCUACUCUCAGCUUGGAGGUUGGUUCCUCCCAGGCCAGAGUCCCAUCUGCCCCAGCAGCAGCCCUCCUCAGUUCAGUGGCACAGCAGGCCACUCCUCCGGCUCCUACUGCGAGCGCUACUCCAGCCUGAGGAGCCACAGAGCGGCCCCGUACCCCAGCCACUACCCCCACCGCUCCUCCAGCACAAACAACUACAUGGACAACACUUCAGGGACUCUGGCUACUCAUGACAGCUGGUCUGCUCUUCAGAUCCCCAACUCCACAGGCAUGGGCACUCUGUCCCACUCCACCAACUCCACAUCCAACUCCAGUCAGUACCCCAGCCUCUGGUCAGUAGCCGGCACCACCCUCACCCCUUCAGGCUCGGCCUCAGGCUCCAUACCUGGAGGUUUGACCUCCCAGUUCCUGAGGGGCUCCUCCUACACGGGCCUGACCUCCUCGCUGCCCGUCUCCUCGCCUUCCUCCAUGUAUGACCCCAGCCUGAGCGAGGUCGGGGUCGGGGAGGCCCAGUUUGAGAGCUCCAUCGCCAGGCUGACCGCAUCCUGGGCACCUGUGGCUCAGAGCUACUGA